Molecule: messenger RNA, 6191 nt
Organism: Phacochoerus africanus (Common warthog)
Lineage: Eukaryota; Metazoa; Chordata; Mammalia; Artiodactyla; Suidae
Gene: TMEM268
Product: transmembrane protein 268
Exons: 8
Coding region: 2334-3365 (343 amino acids)
Source: RefSeq, a predicted model, not a curated record
GUGCGUGGUGCUGCUCGCCUGCGACCCCUGCGAGCCGGUGGCGGGGCACCGUGGGGCUGGUUUCGGGGGUGAGGGAGACCCAGAAGCAGCAGACCAGCCUUGAGGGCAGAACCUGGGGUAAGACUCAGCUGCUUAAGGCCAAGGCCAAAUGUGGAGGAACAUCCCAGGCUGGAUCGAGCUCCGUUGCAUUCUGGCUGUAUCCCCCAACUGGCUCCUUGACCUUGGAUAGUUCACUUUCGUUUCUAGGUCUUAGUUUCCUCCUGCGUAAAGUGGAGAGCUUGGAACCCUUGUCUCACAAGGCUUUUCCACCCCCCAAACUUCUGUGGCAGACCCCCUAUGGCCCCUUGCUGGGACUUUCCAGUUUAAGAAAAACAGAACCUGACGUGAAAACUGUAGAAUUCCUCCCCUCCCCCAACACACACACGCACACACACACCCCUCAGUGAGGCACAUGGUCUUCUGGGGGAGCUGGGCACGCAGUGUCUGCAGAAAUGGAGACCUUUGCUCAGGGGAACUUUAAGAUAUCUUCGUUUGCAGGGGCUUCCCACCCAACUACGGUUAAAUGGAAAGGCCAGUUAAAUGCACAGUCAGCAAAGGGAGCUAAGGAAACUGGGGAGUGGAUGACCAGUUGGUUGCAGAAACCUCAGGCUGUGCUCGAUCCCUGGUUCUGUGCCUCCCUCUCAUGUCCCCCAGGGCUGGUGUGGGGCGGAGCAGGAUGGCAGCUAGCGGGUCAGCACCUGCCCUUGGGCAGUCAUACCAACACCCCUCCUGCCCUCUGCAGCUUCCAGGGCCACAGGGUGAGAGCAGAGCCCGAGCUGCCCUCUGGUUUGUACCUCUCCCCACUUGGCAGUCUCUUCUCUCGCUCCACCUGUGCCAAGCCUGGAGCCUCCUUCUCUGCGCCAGGAAGCGUCCUGAAGAACUCUUCCCUCAAAGUGCCGCUGGCUCCCGCCAGAUGGUGGUAGCCAGGAGGGAGAGCUGAACAGGGACUUAAGGUUUUACUUCUGGUUUUAUAGAAGGCAUAGGGCCUGGCACUAGAAGGUUCUUAGGGGAUGACUGUGGAGUAGAAAUAAUGAUAGCUGUAUUCCUUUUUGCUCUGUGCUGCUCUUGAGUGAUUUAAGUAUGAGCUCUUUAAGCCUCACAACAACCUAGUUACAUUAUUCCCAUUUACAUGUGGCAAAACUGAGGCCGAUGUAAGUCACUUGCUCUGGAUCAUACACGUGGGAAGUGGCAGGAUCCUGCAGGUUACUUUUAUCCAUGACACUAAAAUCCUUCAGGUGAAUGAAUUCUUCUGAUUGAGACUUUGUGGGAGGCUGAUUAGGCCAACGGGGGUACUGGGAUUUCUUCCCAAAGACAGUGCCUAGUUGUGGGAUUUUGCAACUACUGAACCUUCCAUGCAGUCUGGAAAGAAGUCUUUGCAGCUCCAGCUUGUGGGUGGUCCCUGCUGCCUGGAGGAGAGAAGGUGGGCUCCUGGGGCCCACAGGCCUGUCUGAGACUUCAGUACGGCCUCUCUGGGCUGCAGCCUCCUAGCUAUGAUGUGCCUGGGUCCCUUGUCUGGAAAAUGGAUCUAAGGAUUCUAUUUGUCUUGUGGGUCUGGGCCUUCGUUUUCUCUCCUGUGACAUGGGAGGAAAAAAAAAAAAAAAAAACAAAAACCUGCGAGGAAAUGGGUCUAUGGUGAGCAAGGUACUAGAUGCCACACUUGUAGUUCCUUCUGUUAUCCUCACAGCAGCUCUGUCAGGUAGGCCUCCCUGAACCCAUUUUACAGAUAAGGACAGCAAGGCUCAGGGAGUUAAAUGCCUUGACACCGAAUGUCCCAGAGCAUGCGAGAGGUAAGUGAGGGUUCAAGUCUUGGUCCUUUGGUGCUAGAGGCCUUGCUCUUUUCAUCACAUUUUGCUGCGGGUAAAAACAAGGCUCCCAUGAUGACUAUACCUGUCCCGUACUCGGUCAGGAAGGGAAAUCUCAGAAGCCUGGGAGUGGGGCCUGGUCAGCUCAUGAGUUUCCUGUGGGUCCUUGGAUGUGUCUGAGCUGGAGAAGAUCCAAGACCAGGGGAAGUUCUCAGCUGAGGCCUCAGAGGCUCUCAGUUCCUUCUCCUCAUUCCCUCUGAAAACAUUUUUUUAGCAUGAUCAGCAAGACUGCAGUCGGAAGAAAGACCCAGGGUGGCUUUCCCUGGCCUGGAGGUGGCUUUGGCCUUGAAGAGCUGGAGAGCCCAGCCAGCCCAGGAACAGGCCUGAAGUUCUUUCCUGUGAUGUUGUUUUCCAAAGGCAAGUGCAGCUGAGCUGGCUACUCCAGGAUGAACCGCAGCCCUGAGAAGGGGAAGAAGUCCCGCUGGCUCUGCUAUGGCCUGUGAACCACAGAUGGACCCCGGUGGGGCAGCUGGCCCCUUGCCCACCACCUCUCCUGGCUGGAGCGCCCUCCCUAGUGGGAGCCCUCCUGGCUGGGGGCAAGAGCUCCACAAUGGCCAGGUCCUCACAGUUCUCCGGAUUGACAAUACCUGUGCACCUAUCUCCUUCGAUCUGGGAGCCGCAGAAGAGCAGCUGCAGACCUGGGGCAUUCAGGUCCCGGCUGACCAGUACAGGAGCUUGGCUGAGAGCGCCCUCCUGGAGCCCCAAGUGAGAAGAUACAUCAUCUACAACUCGAGGCCUAUGCGGCUGGCCUUUGCCGUGGUGUUCUACGUGGUGGUGUGGGCCAACAUCUACUCCACCAGCCAGAUGUUUGCCCUGGGGAAGCACUGGGUGGGUGUGCUACUCGUGACCCUGGCUGCUGUGAGCCUGACCCUGACUCUUGUGCUCAUCUUCGAGAGACACCAGAGAAAGGCCAACACCAACACGGACCUAAGGCUGGCAGCUGCCAACGGAGCCCUUCUGAGGCACCGGGUGCUGUUGGGGGUGACGGACACGGUGGAAGGCUGCCAGAGCGUGAUUCAGCUCUGGUUUGUCUACUUCGACCUGGACACCUGUGUGCAGUUUUUGUCUGACCACGUCCGAGAAAUGAAGAUGAGCCACGAGUCCUUGCUGAGAAGCAGAUUGAGCCAGCUGUGCGUUGUCAUGGAGACUGGGGUGAGCCCGGAGGCUGAGGGGCCGGAGAACCUGCUGGAGGAAGCUCCUCUCCUGCCCAGCAGUCCUGGUCCCAUGGAGAGGCCACUCAUGCAGACCGAGCUUCGCCAGCUUGUUCCUGAGGCUGAGCCGGAGGAAAUGGCCCGGCAGCUGUUGGCAGUGUUUGGUGGCUACUACAUCCGGCUCCUGGUGACCUCCCAGCUCCCCCAGGCAUUGGGGACACGACACACGGACUCUCCAAGGAUUCCAUGCCCCUGCCAGCUCAUAGAAGCCCACAUCCUGGGCACAGGGUGCUGCCCCUUCCUGGCCAGGUGACCUCAGGAUGAAGGUACUCAUCUUCCUCCAAGACUGAAAGUGAGAAGCUGGGGAAGCCUCAGGAGCCCAAGGUGGCCGAUGGCGAGCCCCAGGUGAGGAGAGAAGCAUCUGAGACCCUCUGAGGGUGUCAGUCACAUCAGCAGCGGGGAGGUUGUGCUCACUCCAGGACCCUGAGCACAGAUGGCUUGUCGACAUCCUAUGCUGACCCCUGGCCUUUCAGAAGCCGAUGAUCCCACUCUGAGCCACUUUCUGUGCUGUUUAGAACUGUGAGCGUGGAUGGAAGGGCCACUCGCCCACCCUUUUCAUGCCUGGAGAGCCCAGGAAAUGUGAAGAUGACCAGACUGGGCUGAACCCGUGUCCAAAGCUUGGUCUCAGGCAGCGCUUCCAUCCCCACCCCACUUCAUGUCACGUGGGGAAACUGAGGCUCAGGGAGGACACUGCUCUUUGUGGCCUUGCUUUGGGCCCCUUAAACUAUGAGACACCUCUUCCCAAUUUGAAGAAGUACCUUCUCAGAAUGUUCUCCAUUUUUAAGUUGUUCUUUCCCUGUGCUUGAUGGAAAACAGUGGCACGUGGGCUUGUCUGCUAGCACACAGGCCUUUAGGAGACAGAAGGAAGAAACACCCGAAGGAAGAAACUAAUGGCACAUGGAAGGGCUAAUGUGAAUAUUUGGAAGCGAAGCGCCUGAACCUGUCCGAUUGGAGGACUUAUUUUGUUCAAGGGCAUGCAUGCUUGUGGGUGUGGUUUCUUACUGCAGCCAUCAAACAGCAGCCCUUUCCCUAACACUAAAGCUGCCCUGGAAUGAAGCAUAAUGUGUCCCUCACGGAAUUCCAUAAAGAGCUCAGAGUCUUCCAGGUGCUCUGCCUCUGAAUGAGUCUAAAGACCCAUUAUUCUCUCGGCCCAAAUCCAAAAGCCCCAGCCUGGCAUUGAAAGGUUUACCAAUACCCAGGACCUGGCUUUCAUCUGCAGUUUUUGCUUUAUCGCCCAUAAAAGUACUUCAUAAAUUGAAACUCUUUCCUGGAUUGACAAAGCUGUUCCUUUGCAUCUGUUUAGACUCCUCUGCAUGCUUUAAACAUUUUUUUUUUCCAGAAAUUUAUAUAGUUGAUAUAAAUAUUAUGUAAGCUUCAGGUAUAGAACAUAGUGACCCACCAUUUUAAAACGUUAUUCUCCAUAUAGUUAUUAUAAAAUAUUUGCUGUAUGCCCUGUGUUGUAUAUCUCUGUAGCUUAUUUAUUUUGUAUAUACUGCUUUGUACCUCCUAACCCCCUCCCCCUAUCUUGCCCCUCCCCCUCCUAUGCAGGCUUUAAAGCCCAGCUUUAUUUUCCCCUCCUUCAGGAAGCCUUUUAACCCUGCCAUUCUCUGCCUCCUUUAAAUUCUUGAUGUAGCUGCUGCCUUUACUGAUGUUUUAUGUUACCGAUUCUGUUUUCCUGUACAAAUGCCUAUCUUCCUAGCUAGACCAUAAGCUCCCCAAGGACAAAAGCUGCAUCCUGUACUUUUUGUGCAUGACCUGGACCUCUAAGGAAAAAAAAAAUCCUGUGGAUUGAGUACUUUGUCAUCUCUAUUGUAGCUUUUACGCAUUGCUCUCUGUACUCAAUUGAAUGAUGAGGUUGGCACAGACUGGGAUUCUGGUCCUAAACUGCCACUUUUAGCUGCAUCACUUUUGGCUGGUCCUCAGUUUACACAUCUGUAUAAUGGGUAGAUUGGAUGAUUCUUAACAGCCCUUCCAAAGCCAAAGAUCUAGGAAUUUCCAGCUUUUUCUGCUCCAUUCUAGCCCUUGGCCUUUCUGUCUGUUAUGCCUUUAUCUACAUGUAGAAAGGUUCUGUAGCCCCACACAGAUGAGGUGCCCCAGACCUGACACACAGGCUUAGCUAGCCGGAGACUUGGGUUUUCAUCCCAGACCUGCUGCUUCCUAGCACUGUGACCUUGGCUAGGUUAACCUCUCUAAAGGUCAGUUCACUCCUUUAUAAAUGAAUCUGGUGCACAUAAAAUGUCAUUAUGCAGGUGACUUACCAUGUAAGAGAUAAGUCUGACUGUUUGCUUUCUCCGGGCCAAAGAAGAUAAAUCAUCUGCAUAGACCAGCCCUUGGAAAUGGCUAUUUCAGGCAUUUCUCUUCAGCUAAUUCUUUGGGCAGCUCUGCUCAAUGAGAAUUAUUCAUGAAGGCGAUCACUGUCUUUCUCACCUGCCACAGAGGAAGUGUGGGCUGUGAAUAUGAUCAAUAGAAACCCACAUUUUUCCUCCAGCUAUAAAGCCCUGGUAAGUAUCAUAACAAAGAAGGAAAAUGUAUGUAUUUUGACAAAAGAAUGGGGUUUUUUUUUUUCAUUUUAAGCCUUCCUUAAAGUGGUUUUUCUUUUUUUUCUUCAUUUAAAGCCUUCCUGGAUGUGCUCUUUCCUGCAUUUUCCCUUCUUUAGAGUUUCUGAUAGUCUCACCUGGUGGGUGAGGCAUUAUACAUUUCUGCGCAUUGAGAGCCCCUCCUUUUCCUCUUUUAGAAAAUGCUGUGAUCUCUGACUUUCCUACGUCACAAGGUUGUUGUGAAGUUGAGAUUCUGCAAUAAGGCAUGUGCUAUUUUAAGGCUUUGUGUUAAUGAGAGAGGCAUGGCAAUGGUGAAAAUGGUGCCAUGUCAGGAAGUAGGAGCAGAGAGCUUGGAUUCUAGAGCCCCUUGUGUUCCAGUCCAAAGUUUGCCUCCCAUCCCUGGGUCUCACUACUCAAGUAUGGAAUAGGGAUAAGUGCAUCUACCUGGCAGGUGUCUGUGAAGAUUAAAUGAUAUGAAAAACAAAGUGUUUACAACUGUGACUUGCAGACUUGAGUAAGAGCUCAAUAAACUGUUGCUAUUA